AUGGUCGGCGUCCCGCGCAGCACGGGCUGUCAGCUGUGCCGCAAGAGACGGGUCAAAUGUGACGAAGUGAAGCCAGGAUGUGGUAAUUGCACGAAAUAUGGCGCGGACUGCCCAGGCUACGAGAGGAGCCUCAAGUUUGUCAGCGGAAAGCACCAUGUGCGCACAAGAAAGAACCAGUCGGGGUUACCCAGCACACCAGCAUCGGUCGCGACGGCGAGUGACGACAGCUUGCGCCGGUCCAGCCCCGUGUCGGCAUCCCUGCUGGUGUGGGAGCCUGCGCCGCACCGCGGCCAGUUUGUGUCGACCAUGGUCGAGACGGCGCGCGCGGCGAUUGAAGAGCGCGAUGCGAGCGGCUACUUUAGCUGGGUCCGGUUCGGGACGGUGGGUUCGUUUGCGAUCCUGGACGGGGCGCUGUGCUCGCUGGCGAUGCAUCUGGUGGGCAAGGAUGUGGCCGAUGCCAACAUGAUUGCGCAGAGCCGGACCAUGUACGGCCAGUCGCUGCAUCAGCUGCAGCAGGCACUGCAUCACCCCACGAAGUGGCGGGCGUCGGAGAUGCUGUGCACGGCCAUCUUGCUGUGCGUCUUUGAGCUCUUUGCGGGAACGAGCUCGUCGGACUCGUGGCUGCAGCAUGCGCGAGGGAUUGGCAUUCUGAUGGAGCAGCGCGGCGCAAAGGCGCAUCAAGAAGGAUGGGAUGCUGCCAUGCUGCUGUCCUUCCGAGGAGUUUUGAUCAUGAGCGACCUAUUUUUUCCCAGAACAGACGAAUGUUUUCUCACACGGCCGGAAUGGCGCUCGGUGAUGCGUGACAGAGGGCGGCACUUGUUGCAAGCGCCCGAUUUCAAUGAAGAAGCCAUCGAGGCUGUCGAUGAAUUCAAUAACCGACUAGCAGAGAUUCCGGCCGUGGUAAAGGUUGGCUACCCCGUCAUGGAAGCCGGCAAGAGAGGUCUACCCAUUGACCACGUCGCCGCCGCCACGACCUGCAGGCUCGCCGCGGCUUGUCAUGCGAGAAUGUCGGAAUUCUGGUCGACGUAUAAACACCUGUUCCCUCAAGCCGUUGAAGCACCGUCCAAGGACCCGCAGUCUCCGUACCCCGUCAUCCUGCGGUACGAGCGGCGAUGGGCGGCGACGCUGCAACUGUCUCACCACGCGACCAUGGGUCUGCUGCAGGAAUUCCUGCAGCGGCUGGGCUGGACGCAGCCGUUUGCGACAUCACAGCAGGAGUACACGCAAACCAUCCUACGGUCGGUCGAGGACAUUAGCCAGGGGCCGCUGGGGCCGUACAGGAUCGGGUAUGCGAUGCGGAUCGCGUAUGAGCUGGCCGACGCGGAAGCGCAAGAGUGGAUUCGGGGAUGCUUGGAUCGAUUCAAGAGCACAUAUGCGGCGACGGAUAAACAGACAUAUCCCGAAAAGCGGACGGAUAACAAGGGUUACCGAUAA
This is a messenger RNA of Cordyceps militaris CM01, 1434 nucleotides long. Its product is annotated as C6 zinc finger domain protein. Lineage: Eukaryota; Fungi; Ascomycota; Sordariomycetes; Hypocreales; Cordycipitaceae. Bases 1 to 1434 code for a protein of 477 amino acids. The transcript is spliced from 4 exons. The record is from RefSeq and is a predicted model, not a curated record. Gene Ontology annotation, molecular function: zinc ion binding; DNA-binding transcription factor activity, RNA polymerase II-specific. Gene Ontology annotation, biological process: regulation of DNA-templated transcription.